Fusarium proliferatum ET1 is the source of this 732-nucleotide messenger RNA. RefSeq lists its product as uncharacterized. Bases 1 to 732 code for a protein of 243 amino acids. The transcript is spliced from 5 exons. Lineage: Eukaryota; Fungi; Ascomycota; Sordariomycetes; Hypocreales; Nectriaceae. The record is from RefSeq and is a predicted model, not a curated record. Gene Ontology annotation, molecular function: calcium ion binding; monooxygenase activity.
AUGGACUUCGAGGAUCCCAAAAACACAAAGUCGUACUCUGAUGCGCUAAAGGUCGAUCCCAAUUCUAUUAUCACAACUUCAAUUGAUGCAGUUCCCGUGACUGUUGAAAGAAAUCCGUAUCAGCCGGGAGUUGACAAGCCCAGACUAGCCCACGCAGGAGUUGCGAGAGCCAAUCUUGCUGCAACUCACGAGCGUCCUGAGGGAACGACCGAGAAUGACUGGGCUCAACGGCACCAGGAUCAAACGGUUCUGCAGCAGCAUUGCGAUUUCUUUGAUAAGGACCAUGAUGGAGUGAUCUGGCCAAUUGACACCUUCAGAGGCUUCCAUCAACUAGGCUAUGGCUUCAUCCUGUCACUUAUCUCGGUCCUCGUCAUCCACGGCAACUUCUCAUAUCCAACACAGUCCUCAUUCCUUCCCGAUCCCUUUUUUCGAAUUCACAUCGACAACAUUCACAAGGAUAAGCAUGGUAGCGACACUGGGACUUACGAUACCGAAGGACGAUUCAUUCCACAGAAGUUCGAAGACAUCUUCUCCAAGUAUGCAGAAGGUCGUGAUUACUUGACGAUAUGGGAUGUGAGUAAUUUGAUGAAAGGCCAAAGACUCAUCGCCGAUCCCAUCGGAUGGGGUGGUGCCUUCUUUGAGUAUGAUGGGCGUAUGAUGAAGGAGGAUAUCAGAGGUAUCUACGAUGGGAGCCUCUUCUACAAGGUCGCCGCUCGGCGAUCAUCGAAGUAA